UUCAAUCCGGCGUGAGGCGCCUUGAAGAUGGCGGCGGAGGGUUCCGAGGGGCCGGGCAGCCCGGGCUCCGGAGCCAUGGCGGCGGCGGCGGGCGAGAGCGAGGAGGCGGCGGCAGGCCCGGAGGCCGUGGCCGUCGCCGUGGAAGAGCUGCCUUCCAAGCUGCCCAGCAGCAACGGUGCUCCGAAGCCGCCGGAGGAGGAGGAGGAAGUGGCGCCUGUGCCGGCGCCAUUGGACGAAGGCUGCAAUGGGUCCAGUGGGGAAGCCACCGCGGUUGUGGCCACUGCCACGGCCUGCCCGUUGCUGAUGCCGGAGCCCAUGAAGGAGGAGGUGUCGAUGGCGGUGCCGGAGCUGGUGACGCACCUGGCGCAGAACCCGCCGCAGGAGGACCUCUCCAUCACCUACCCGCUGGACUUUGAGCGCUACUGGCGCGCCGCCCAGGACAACCCCCUCGACUUCACCGCCUGGACGGACCUCCUCCAGUACGUCGAGCAAGAGAACCACAUCUAUGCGGCCCGGAAGGCCUUUGACAGCUUCUUCCUGCGCUACCCGUACUGCUACGGCUAUUGGAAGAAGUACGCCGACAUGGAGCGGCGCUUCGACUUCAUCAAGGAGACGGAGGAGGUCUUCCAACGCGGCCUGCAGUCCAUCCCGCUGAGCAUGGACCUCUGGAUCCAUUACAUCUCCUUCCUCCAGUCCUCCUUGGACAUGAACCACCCCGAUUCGGCCCAGAAGAUUUGCGGGAACCACAUCUAUGCGGCCCGGAAGGCCUUUGACAGCUUCUUCCUGCGCUACCCGUACUGCUACGGCUAUUGGAAGAAGUACGCCGACAUGGAGCGGCGCUUCGACUUCAUCAAGGAGACGGAGGAGGUGUGUGAUCUGUUUUCUCCUGGGUUCCAGGGUCCAGUGGAUGAGGACAAAAUCCUGGAGAUGUCCCUCUCCAUUCGGCAGCAGAUCUUCAGCCAGAACGAGGCCGAAGUCAGCAAGCGCUGGAACUUUGAGGAUGGGAUCAAGCGGCCCUACUUCCACGUCAAGCCCCUGGAGCGUGCGCAGCUGCGCAACUGGCGCGAGUACCUGGACUUUGAGAUUGCCAGCGGGUCCCACGAGCGCACCAUCGUGCUCUUUGAACGCUGCGUCAUCGCCUGCGCCCUCUACGAGGAGUUCUGGAUCAAGUACACGAGGUACCUGGAGAGUCACAGUGUGGCCGGGGCCCGCAACGUCUUCCAGCGCGCCUGCUGCUACCACCUCCCCCGGAAGCCCACCAUCCACCUCCUCUGGGCCGCCUUCGAGGAGAAGCAUGGGGAGGUGGAGGAGGCGCGGCGCAUCCUGCGCACCUUUGAGGAGUGCGUCCCGGGCCUGGCAAUGGUGCGCCUGCGGCGGGUGAGCCUGGAGCGGCGGCAGGGCAACAUGGAGGGGGCGGAGGCGCUGCUGGCGGCCGCCAUCCGGGAGAACGAGGGCCUCCCCGUCUCCUCUUUCUACUCGGUCAAGCUGGCCCGCCAGGUCCUCAAGGUCCAGAAGAACAUCGCCAAGGCCCGCAAGAUCCUCCUCGAGGCCCUCGAGAAGGACCCCGACAACGCCAAGCUGUACGCCAACCUGCUGGAGAUGGAGUUCAGUGCGGACGUGCGCCAGAACGAGGGCCACACCAUGAGCAGCUUCGACCGGGCCUUGACCAGCGGCCUCCCCCUCGAGACCAAGAUCAUCUUCUCCCAGCGACGGGUCGAGUUCCUGGAGGACUUUGGCUCCAGCAUCCACAGCUUGUUGGUGUCGUACGAUGAGCAUCAGAAGCUCCUGAAUCAACAGAUGCUGAGGAAGAGGCUCCUCGAAAACGGGAGCGCUGAGGAGUUGGACGAGAAGCGCCUGAGGCUGGAAGAGGCCGGCGGGGGCAGCCUGGCUGUGGCCACGACCGGCAUCACACCCUUAAUGGCCGCCGACGUGGCCAACAGCGCCACCGGGAGCGCCUACAACUACAACGCCUGGUACCAGAACUACAGCAACUACGGAUACCAGAACGCGUGGAACUACAACCAGUAUUACCAGCAGCAAACCUGAGAAGGACACCCCAAACAAAGGCCUCCUCCUGGGUGUUUGGCCCGCAAACAAGCAAAAAACGAAGCCGCCCAGCCGCAAAACGGACUUUGGAUGAUUCCCGAGCCCUUCGGAGGCGGGACUUCCUCUUUUGUACGCUUCCCCUUCCGCCUGUUUCACAUGUAAAUAAACCCGAAUUACAGUGUCGUUUGAGAAAUUCUGAGCUUCGGUGUCUGUUGGAAGAUGAAGGUAUUUUUUUAAAUAUUA
Anolis sagrei ordinatus is the source of this 2289-nucleotide messenger RNA. Lineage: Eukaryota; Metazoa; Chordata; Lepidosauria; Squamata; Anolidae. The record is from RefSeq and is a predicted model, not a curated record.